Molecule: messenger RNA, 829 nt
Organism: Caenorhabditis angaria
Lineage: Eukaryota; Metazoa; Nematoda; Chromadorea; Rhabditida; Rhabditidae
Source: the annotation of a GenBank genome assembly
AUGAGCCAAGAAGAGUUGCGAGCAACUCUUGCUCCAUAUUUUGAGCAAUUCAACAAGAGCACUGAAAUCGCCAGUGCUGAAGGUGAGCAACAUUUAAAAUUUGAAAAAUAAAUGAAUUUUUAUCUAGAUUCAAUGAAAUUGAUGCAUCCUCAAGCUGUGAUUGUUCAGAAGGACACAACUUCAACUUUUGGAAAAGAAGGUUAGGAUUCAGGGGUUCAGUUAGAUAAUUAAAUUCAUGUCAAAAAUUCUAGAAGAUCUGAAAUUUCCAGUCCAAGAAUCAAUACUUGUUGGAAAUUCGGAAUUUGACAACCAUUUGAAAUUUCAAAAUGUUUAUUCAUAAAAAUUUUGAAACGUAAAUUUACGGGAAGUUUUCAAAUAUCAAUCUGAAACUGAAAUUCAGAUCAAAAAAGGUUUUUAGAUCAAAAUAUCUGAAACUUUCAGGCUGAAAAUCAAAAUUUUUCCAAUUUCCAGCGCUCACCGCCCUCUUCAAAAGCUGGUACAAAACCACGGGUCCCUAUUAUUUCGAGGUAAGCUAAAACCUUCCCCGAAACGCACUCACCCCAACUCAAAAAAUCUUCAGCGCUCCUCCGAAAAAUACAGCGGUUCUGACGAUUGGAUAGUCGUCGAGGCAAAAAUGCGACUAACCAGAAUAGAAGACAAAACAGUGGGUUUUAAGCCUAUUCUCUUUCCUAUUGAAAACAAAAAUAACAAAAACUUAUUAGAUAUUUUCCAGGAAAUUCUACACGGUGAUGUGAUGCACAUUUGGAAAAAAGAGAACAACACAUGGCUCAUGUUCUACGAACAAUUCCACGUGGCAAAUAAUGAAUAA